Cannabis sativa is the source of this 1839-nucleotide messenger RNA. RefSeq lists its product as uncharacterized. NCBI's taxonomy places the organism in Eukaryota, Viridiplantae, Streptophyta, Magnoliopsida, Rosales, Cannabaceae. The record is from RefSeq and is a predicted model, not a curated record. The transcript is spliced from 2 exons. The coding region runs from base 1 to 1839 and encodes 612 amino acids.
AUGAUUCAAUCUAUGCAUACCGGAAAAUUUUUGAAAUUACAAGGGCAAGAGGCUUGGGAAGCUCUUGAAGAAUUGUCUGUUAAUUCACAACAAUGGAAUUAUUCUGAGCCUAGGUCUAGAGCAAAUAAUUCACCUAAAAGAGGAGGAAAAUAUGAAAUUAAAGAAGAAACUGAUUUGAGAACAUCUUUUGAAAAAUUAGCAAGAAAAGUAGAAGCCUUAGUCAUAAGUCAAACUAUGAAUUCUCAUGUUCAACCUAAAAAAGAGGUUUGUGAUAGUACUUGUCAUAAUGAUCAAUCAUGUCCUUCUUUUCUUGAAACAUUUUCCGAAGAGGCUAAUGCAUUACAUUCAUAUGGUAAACCAAAUGAUAGCCCAUUUUCAAACACAUACAAUCCUAAUUGGAGAAACCAUCCCAAUUUUUCAUGGAGACAAAACCAACCACAAAUGAACCAAGGAAACCAAUUCAACAUGCCAAAUCCGAAUCAUGCCCAACCAAGUCAAACUUACCCUCCACAAAGAAAGCCUUCCUUAGAAGACACUUUACAACAAUUCAUGCAAUCCACCCAACAAAUCAUGCAAAAUCAGUCUCAAUCCAUUGCCAAACUUGAGACACAAUUGGGUCAACUUGCCAAUGCCGUAACUGAGAGAGAAAAAGGAAGAUUUCCUAGCCAACCCGUCCCAAAUCCUAAAGGCCAAUAUGAAGUAGGAGUUCCUAGUCAUAAAGAAGAAGCCAAGUCUAUUUCAACUCUUAGGUCCGGAAAACAAAUUGUCAAACCCGAUUACAUACCUCAAGUUGAAAAAGACCAAAGCCAACCUCAAAGUUCCAACACAAAUGACUUGUCAAAAGAUAAUGAUCAAAUUCUUCCUUCCAUUCCAAAAGCUCCUUUUCCACAAAGAUUACUCCCAAUCAAGAAAGGCAACCAAUAUAGUGACAUCUUAGAAGUGUUCAAACAAGUAAGUAUCAACAUCCCCUUCUUAGAUGCCAUUAAACAAAUUCCUGCCUACUCCAAAUUCCUGAAAGACCUUUGCACUGUUAAAAGAAACACUAAUGUUCCAAAAAAGGCAUUUUUAACUGAACAAGUUAGCUCCAUAAUUCAAUAUAAAAGCCUUGUGAAAUAUAAAGAUCCUGGCUGUCCAACAAUUUCAUGCAUCAUUGGUGAUCAUUUUAUUAACAAAGCUUUACUUGAUUUAGGAGCUAGUGUGAAUUUAUUGCCUUAUUCUGUUUAUAAGCAACUUGGUCUAGGAGAAUUAAAACCAACUUCUAUAACACUUCAAUUAGCCGAUCGUAGACCAUUUUUAGCUACAUCUAAUGCAAUUAUCAACUGUCGUAAUGGUGUAUUGAAAUUAUCUUUUGGAAACAUGACUGUUGAAUUGAAUGUUUUUAAUGUUGCUAAAUCUGUUGAGUGUGAGGAAAUACAUGAAGUGAACAUGAUUAACACGGAAAAUAUGUUUGAAAUGGACAUGAAUGAAUCUUUUGAAGCUUAUGCAAAAAUGUUUGGAAUGUGCUUAAAUGUUGAUGAUUUUAUUCAUGAUGUCAAUUCUUUGCUUGAGUCUACCCCACUAAUGGAUACUGAAAAAUGGAAAGCCAAAAUUGAACCAUGUAUUCCAUUAGAGCAUGUUGAGUCAAUUCCUGAACCACCAAAGUUAGAUCUUAAACCUUUGCCCGACACUUUGAAAUAUGCAUUUCUAGGAGAGUCUAACACCUAUCCUGUUAUCAUUGCAUCUGAUUUAGAUGAAAAACAAGAAACAAAAUUGUUAGAUAUCCUUAGAAAACAUAAAAAGGCCAUAGGUUGGACCAUGGGAGACAUUAAGGGAAUUAGCCCACUUCGUGUGCAUGCAUAG